AUGGAUUCUAUGUUCCCACUGCAAGUGAGCUGCCUACAUAACCUUUCGAGUGAUCUGGAUGUCCAGCUGAAAACGAACGUUUCACGAUCGAUUCCAGAUAUGAAUGCCUCUUCAGGAUCGAUGACAUCGGCAGAGGCAGCGGGUGCUCCUCCACUUGAAGAUGCGUCAAAUUGGAUGUUACGCUCCCUCGAUCGACCUUUUGAGACAUGGCAAUCAACCGCCCUUUUUGUCGUCCUUAUUGCUGCAUUUGCCGGUGUCACCAUCUUUCUGGGAAUUCGGUAUAUCGAAGCCCUCAGAUUCAACCAGCGCGAAUGCUGUGACGCUUUGUUGAGUCUCGAACCGCACCGGCCAAGAAAUGACGGGCAAGAUGAUGGAAUUUAUUGGGGUGACGAAAGCUGGGGAACAGGGAAUACCCAGAUGCCUGCUGAGCAGGAAACCGACAUCCGACGCCGCACCAGGCCUCGAGAUAUUCAACUCAAUAUUAUCGAAAUUGGCGAGGUCCGAGAGGGCAAGAUCGCACAAAGACGAGCCUCAAAUCCCAGGAACGUUGCAAAUCUAGAAAUUCUGUCUGCAACCUGA
Exophiala xenobiotica is the source of this 579-nucleotide messenger RNA. RefSeq lists its product as uncharacterized. The transcript has a single exon. The record is from RefSeq and is a predicted model, not a curated record. Lineage: Eukaryota; Fungi; Ascomycota; Eurotiomycetes; Chaetothyriales; Herpotrichiellaceae. Bases 1 to 579 code for a protein of 192 amino acids.